UUCUGGCACCCGCAGGGGUCCUUCGACACGACGCCCGGCGUCGAGAAGACCCUUGUGGGGUACACCGGUGGGGAACUGUUCGAGCCAGUGAACAAAUCAAAUUGUCGCGACGCGUCUCCACCAUGCACGCCAUCGACGCGACGCCAGCUCGAUGGCGUGGCGUCGUGGUCUAUUACCGCUCGUUUCAGCCAACAUGGCCGCACCCGACUCACUAGUUGAUUUAUGCACAGGUUCGAGCCGACCUAUAAGCGCAUCGGCGACCAUACCGAGGCGAUCCUGAUCGAAUUCAACGAGGAACUGACGUACGAGGACAUCCUCGAGAAGUUCUGGAGGGAGCACACGCCGGGCAUCGCGAUGCGCCAGUACCGGUCCGCUGUCUUUUAUCAUGAUGAGGCCCAGCGAGAAGCGGCGGAGACGAUGCAGGCCCAGCUGAUUGCGGACGGCAAGAAGUGGUGCCGCCACACAGCUAUUGAACCCGCGAUGCCCUUCUGGCAAGCGGAAGAGUACCAUCAAAAGUACCUGGCGAAGAUGCUCUCGAUGAACUCGAUGCUCUACGGCGAGGAGCGGAAACCGAUCCCGCCGUGA
Pelagomonas calceolata is the source of this 585-nucleotide messenger RNA. NCBI's taxonomy places the organism in Eukaryota, Pelagophyceae, Pelagomonadales, Pelagomonadaceae. The record is from the annotation of a GenBank genome assembly.